Molecule: messenger RNA, 318 nt
Organism: Paramecium sonneborni
Lineage: Eukaryota; Ciliophora; Oligohymenophorea; Peniculida; Parameciidae
Source: the annotation of a GenBank genome assembly
AUGAUUAUGUUUGGUAAUCAAAAAUUAAAAGCCAUGAUUAAAUCCAUUGUUAUGAAUUGCAUUUAAGAAUUAUAGAAUUCAUACCUGAAUAUAUGUAGUAUUCAAUUAUAGCAAUAUCACAUAACAGUUGAAUAAUUUGUUAAUUACAUAGAGGUUGUCAAUGUUAUUAAUAAUUAAUUUUAAGAUUUAAGUAAUAUAUCAUAAGAAGUAACAUUAUGGCAUUACUUAUGGAUGAAUACUUAUUAAAAUUUAAGAUAAACACAAAUAAAAAUUUGCCGAAGGUAAUCAAUAAGUUAGUUGACUUCAUAAUAAAAUUGA